Molecule: messenger RNA, 910 nt
Organism: Nicotiana tabacum (common tobacco)
Lineage: Eukaryota; Viridiplantae; Streptophyta; Magnoliopsida; Solanales; Solanaceae
Source: RefSeq, a predicted model, not a curated record
GCAAUUAAUUGAUAUAUAGGAGUAUCGCAUAAAGCUAGGGAAUUGAAGUAGUGUUAUUUGUUCAUUAAUCAUAUCAUGGCCGCUUCGGGAUUAUUAUCAUCACCAUCACUUGUUUCUAUUUGUGACAAAUCCUUCAUCAAACCUUCUACUCUCACCCCUUCUACACUUAGACUUCACAAGCUAUCUUUCGUCGAUCAGUCCGUCAGUAAUAUGUAUAUUCCUGUGGCCUUGUUUUACCCUAAACCGCAAAGAGAAGAGUCAAACAAUUCUAAUCUUUCCCACAUAGCUGAUUUGUUGCAGACAUCUCUGUCACAAACUCUAGUCUCUUACUAUCCUUACGCAGGAAUAUUGAGAGACAAUGCUACUGCUGAGUGUAAUGACAUGGGAGCUGAGUUCUUGAGUGUUAAAAUAAAUUGUCCCAUGUCUGAAAUCCUUAACCAUCCUCAUGCAACUGAUGCAGAGAGUAUAGUUUUUCCAAAGGACUUGCCUUGGAAGAAUAAUUAUGAAGGUGGUAAUUUACUUGUGGUUCAAUUAAGUAAGUUUGAUUGUGGGGGAAUAGCCAUUAGUGCAUGUUUAUCGCAUAAGAUUGGCGAUGGUUGCUCUGUGAUUAAUUUUCUUAAUCAUUGGGCUAAUGUCACUCGUGAUCGUAGAUUUGUAGUUCCUUCUCCUAGAUUUGUAGGAGAUUCUAUUCUCUCUUCAACAUCUCUGUCACAAACUCUAGUCUCUUACUAUCCUUACGCAGGAAUAUUGAGAGACAAUGCUACUGUUGAGUGUAAUGACAUGGGAGCUGAGUUCUUGAGUGUUAAAAUAAAUUGUCCCAUGUCUGAAAUCCUUAACCAUCCUCAUGCAACUGAUGCAGAGAGUAUAGUUUUUCCAAAGGACUUGCCUUGGAAGAAUAAUUAUGAAGGUG